This is a messenger RNA of Drosophila miranda, 1622 nucleotides long. RefSeq lists its product as uncharacterized. The record is from RefSeq and is a predicted model, not a curated record. Lineage: Eukaryota; Metazoa; Arthropoda; Insecta; Diptera; Drosophilidae. Bases 697 to 1542 code for a protein of 281 amino acids. The transcript has a single exon.
GUUCCUGCGGACCCACUGCCGCAGACCAGGCUUUUUCUCGAUUUCCAAAUCUUCGACAGCCAACACAUGUUCGCCCUGCGCCUUGUCCCAUCUGCCCCCCAGCUGCCAGCUUGUAUGUUUAUCUUGCCCCAACGAUGAUGACGACGAUGAUGAUGACGAGCAGGAGAACGACUAUGGUUGCUGCUACUGCUGGCCUGGUCUAGGGCUUCGGCUUCAACUUGCUGCUACUGUGCGCAAAACUGUCAAAAGGCGAGGGAACUGCAACUGAAAAACUGAUGCUGGUCUCCGACUAAACUCCAUGUGGGCUUGAUUUAAUGCUACGUUUUCUGACUGCCUGAUGUGGAUGAUGCUGAUGGCCAUAGGGAGGGGGGCAGGCGGACUCCAGGAGUCCAGGAGAGGCGCUGAGUUAUGACUUGAACUCUGCUACUUUGCUCUUGAGCAGAUGAUCAGAGGCCUUGGCCGAACAGUAGCUGCCCGACUCUGAACCAUGACUACAGCUAGUGUUUUUAGGUCAAUAUUCGGAGGCUGUUUCCAGGCCAUAACCGUAGCAAUUACAUAAGGCUAAGGCCUAUCAGAAUCUGCCAGUAUGUUGUGCUAUCAGCUGUGGAGCAGUCUAGUUAUCGGGCAAACACUUGAGGCCCACUCGUAGCCCACCUGGGGGGCCGAGUUACUGCCGCAAAUCAUUCAGAGCUUCCCAUGAAUCCACCGAAACUUCACCUGUUUUGCCUGCUCGUCCUGGCCGUGUGCCUGACGAGAGCCCUGGGAGCUCAUCCCAGUCCUGAGGAGGCCCAAGAGGAUAUGGCCCGGUUCAUGAGGGUCAUUCGUCCCUCCAGUCGAUUCAACGACGUGCUGGGUAACUCGAAGGCCCUGAUCAACUACCAGGGCUAUGGGUUCAGCGGCAUCCGGGGCAUCUUCCAGUGGAUGGCUGGCGAGGACAAACGCAACGACGGUAUCUACAAAUUCCUGCAAUUCUUCUCCGACCAGGCCGGCGGCUACAUCGGACUGCAGAACUACGACAAGAGCUCCAAGUACACGGUACUCUUCUCCGUCUGGGAUGCCACUGGCGCCGAGCCGGGGCAGAACUUCGACUGUUCCACCUUCGGGGGGGAGGGCGUCGGCUACAAGUGCUUCGACUACGACUUCGAUCUCAUCAGCAACGUCAUAUACUAUCUGGACGUGGAAAUCGAUGGCCCUAGCAUUCGAGGCUACAUCUCCGAGCCCCAGGAAGACCUUGGCGGGGCGACAAACCCUCAAGUGCCGCGCCAGCUGAUCGGAAAAAUCACUUGGCCCGGCGAGCAGUCGAACCUGAUACCCUUUGCCUACUACAACGAGAACUACCGGGACAAGAAGUCCUGCAAGAGAGCCUUCGAGCUGGUCACAGUCAACCAGGCUCCCAGGCAGUACACCGCCAGAGGACAGGCCGCAACGUCGUUCAGCGAGGCCUAUCUGUACAGUUCCCAGUGCCAAGUGGAGAACAUACUGGUGGCUCUGACAGCGGACAAACAGAGCACGAUCUACUUCACCCGGCCAACGAUCAGAUAAGAUAAGAUAUGUACGAUUUUGAUAAAAGCAUUGAGAUAUUUAACUGAAUAAUAGUUUAGAACUGGAGGAUCACUGAUCAC